Neogale vison (American mink) is the source of this 1779-nucleotide messenger RNA. It is a transcript of the gene LINGO3, whose product is annotated as leucine rich repeat and Ig domain containing 3. The record is from RefSeq and is a predicted model, not a curated record. The coding region runs from base 1 to 1779 and encodes 592 amino acids. NCBI's taxonomy places the organism in Eukaryota, Metazoa, Chordata, Mammalia, Carnivora, Mustelidae. Gene Ontology annotation, cellular component: extracellular region. Gene Ontology annotation, molecular function: protein binding. The transcript has a single exon.
AUGACCUGCUGGCUGUGCGUCCUGGGCCUGCAGCUCCUGCUCCUGCCCGCGGCGCCCCCGCCGGCCGCCGGCUGCCCGGCCCGCUGCGAGUGCUCGGCGCAGACGCGCGCGGUGGCCUGUCCCCGGCGCCGGCUCACCGCCGUGCCCGACGGCAUCCCGGCCGAGACGCGCCUGCUGGGGCUCAGCCGCAACCGCAUCCGCUGCCUGAACCCCGGCGACCUGGCCGCGCUGCCGCUGCUGGAGGAGCUGGACCUGAGCGAGAACGUGAUCGCGCACGUGGAGCCGGGCGCCUUCGCCAACCUGCCGCGCCUGCGCGUCCUGCGCCUGCGCGGGAACCUGCUGAAGCUCAUCCCGCCCGGGGUCUUCACGCGCCUGGACAACCUCACGCUGCUGGACCUGAGCGAGAACAAGCUGGUCAUCCUCCUGGACUACACCUUCCAGGACCUGCGCAGCCUCCGCCGGCUGGAGGUGGGCGACAACCACCUGGUGUUCAUCUCGCGCCGCGCCUUCGCGGGGCUGCUGGCGCUCGAGGAGCUGACCCUGGAGCGCUGCAACCUCACGGCGCUGUCCGGAGAGUCGCUGGGCCACCUGCGGGGGCUGGGCGCCCUGCGGCUGCGGCACCUGGCCAUCGCCGCCCUGGAGGACCAGAACUUCCGCAGGCUCCCGGGCCUGCUGCACCUGGAGAUCGACUACUGGCCGCUGCUGGCGGAGGUGGGCGCGGGCAGCCUGCAGGGGCUCAACCUGACCUCGCUGUCCGUCACGCACACCAACAUCACCGCCGUGCCGGCCGCCGCGCUCCGCCACCAGGCCCACCUCACCUGCCUCAACCUGUCGCACAACCCCAUCAGCACGGUGCCGCGCGGCUCCUUCCGCGACCUGGUGCGCCUGCGCGAGCUGCACCUGGCCGGCGCCCUGCUGGCCGUCGUGGAGCCGCAGGCCUUCCUGGGGCUGCGGCAGAUCCGCCUGCUCAACCUCUCCAACAACCUGCUGUCCACGCUGGAGGAGAACACCUUCCACUCGGUCAACACGCUGGAGACGCUGCGCGUGGACGGGAACCCGCUGGCCUGCGACUGUCGCCUGCUCUGGAUCGUGCAGCGCCGGAAGACCCUCAACUUCGACGGGCGGCUGCCGGCCUGCGCCACCCCGGCCGAGGUCCGCGGCGACGCGCUGCGCAGCCUGCCCGACUCGGCGCUCUUCGAGUACUUCGUGUGCCGCAAGCCCAAGAUCCGCGAGCGGCGGCUGCAGCGCGUCACGGCGGCGGCGGGCGACGACGUGCGCUUCCAGUGCCGCGCCGAGGGCGAGCCGGCGCCCACCGUGGCCUGGGUGACGCCGCGCCACCGCGCCGUGACGGCCGACAGCGCGGGCCGCGCGCGCCUGCUGCCCGGGGGCACGCUGGAGAUCCGGGGCGCGCGGCCGCAGGACAGCGGCACCUACACGUGCGUGGCCAGCAACGCGGGCGGCAACGACACCUACUUCGCCACGCUGAGCGUGCAGCCCGAGCCGGCCGCCAACCGGACCCCGGGCGAGGGCCGCAACGAGACGCAGGCGGCCGCGCGCUUCCCGCUGGACCUCACCACCAUCCUCGUGUCCACCGCCAUGGGCUGCAUCACCUUCCUGGGCGUCGUUCUCUUCUGCUUCCUGCUGCUCUUCGUGUGGAGCCGCGGCCGCGGGCAGCACAAGAACCACUUCUCGGUGGAGUACUCCUUCCGCAAGGUGGACGGGCCGGCGGCCGCGGCGGGCCAGGGCGGCUCCCGCAAGUUCACCAUGAAGAUGAUCUGA